UCAAACACUACCCUUUUACUUUCUCUCUCUUUCUUUAGCUUUGACACGUAUUUGUUGAAUACCAUACUUAUAUAUAAACCAUUGAGAUAGACUCAUCUUUAUUCAUUCAUUCAAUUUGAGUUCUAUAAUCUCUUGUUCUAAGUCACACUUCAAUUCAUAACUUAAGAUAUAUACUUCUUCAUAAGCUCAACAACAAAGGAUUCAAGAAAGUAUAGUAUUGAAUUUUCAUCAAACAAAUUGAAAUUGGUGUGAAUCUACAUCUCUAUGGGAUUAUCACUUUCUUUACUAUCAUCAGCUUGGGAAGAAAUUGUUAGGCAUUCACUCUUUGGUCUUCAAUUCCACUAUAGUUUUGGUUCCAAAGAUGGUGCUAUGAUUUUGAGAACAAGUUUCAACAAAAGAGAAUCAGAAACUUCAACAACAAAAAGUUCAACUAGGUUAGAGGAUUAUAGACCAGAACAUGUGAACCUUGACACAAAUGUUGAUGAAAACUUGAAACAUAAGGCAGUGCCUUUGCUUUCUUUGCCUAAAGAAGUUGUUUUCUCUUCUCCAAAACCUGUUUUUGAGCUUGAUGCUGCAGCAACUAAGGUUCAGAAAGUUUAUAAGAGUUAUAGAACUAGAAGAAAUCUUGCUGAUUGUGCCGUUGUUGUUGAGGAACUAUGGUGGAAAGCAUUGGAUUUUGCUGCUCUUAGAAGAAGUUCUGUUUCAUUUUUUGAUGAACAUAAACAAGAAACUGCAGUAUCAAGGUGGGGAAGGGCAAGAACUAGAGCAGCUAAGGUUGGGAAAGGUUUGUCCAAGGAUGACAAAGCACAAAAAUUAGCCCUCCAACAUUGGCUUGAAGCUAUUGACCCACGUCAUCGCUAUGGACACAAUUUGCACUUAUAUUAUGAUAUUUGGUUUGAUAGCCAAAGUACUCAACCAUUUUUCUAUUGGUUGGAUGUUGGAGAUGGUAAAGAAAUUAAUCUUGAGAAAUGUCCAAGGGCCACCCUUCAACGCCAGUGCAUUAAAUAUCUUGGACCAAAAGAAAGGGAAGAAUAUGAAGUAAUUGUUGAAAAGGGAAAGUUGGUGUAUAGAAAAGAUGGGAAAUUUGUGGAGACCGAUGAAAAGUCCAAAUGGAUAUUUGUUCUUAGCACCACUAGGGCUUUGUAUGUUGGAAGGAAACAAAAGGGUGCUUUUCAACACUCUAGCUUUCUAUCUGGGGCUGCAACCACAGCUGCUGGAAGAUUAGUGGCACAACAAGGUGUACUCGAGGCUAUUUGGCCUUAUAGUGGUCAUUAUCACCCAACUGAAGAGAACUUCAGAGAAUUUGUUAGUUUUCUUGAGGAGCACAAAGUAGACCUCUCUAAUGUCAAGAGAUAUGCUAUAGAUGAUGAUGCUCCUUCAUUCAUUGGGACCAAUCCAUUUAUUGAAACUAAUGAAUCACAACAAACUAUGGACCCUACUCAAACUUCUCAAUCAAUAUCUACCAAUAAUGUGAGCAACAAAGGAAUCAAAAUUAAUAAUGCAACAGAGGUUAAUGCCAAGAAAUUUGAGGUCCCAGUAUUUGACUUUUCCAAGAGAUUAUCAUGCAAGUGGUCUACAGGAGCUGGACCUCGUAUUGGGUGUGUACGUGACUAUCCUGAACACCUUCAAUCAAGGGCAUUGGAGCAAGUUAGUUUGUCACCUAGACCUGCUUCUGCAAGACCAUAUAGCUAUGGCCCAAUACCUUCUCCAAGGCCAAGCCCAAAAGUUAGGAUUUCUCCUAGGCUUGCAUACAUGGGGUUACCUAGCCCAAGAACCCCGAUUCCUGUUUGAGGCGAGUAUCGAUGGAACUAAGGUCAACGAUCUCAUGCACUAGAUUCUCCUCGAUCAGAGAUCAAACUUUGGAUUCAUUGAGUGUCUAAUAGCAUUGAUCUCUUAACUAUUAGAUGAAUUCAACGGAUGACCUUUGACUACUGAAGUGGGAGAGGAUUCCUGACAAAAAUUGUCACCUAAGGUGGCACUUGAAUUGAAGAUAACACAACUAGUAAAUUUGUUAUGAAAAUAUAUAGACUAACUAUUUAUUAUUUUAUUUUUGGGUUUUGCAAUUUGAUUAUUCCUUUAUUCUUUUAGGGGUUUUGGUUUCUCAUAGAUAUUUGUUUGUGUUUUGGAACACAUGUUUAGACAAAAUCUACCUAUUAUUGUAGUUUUUUUUUUUUUAAGAGGACCUAUUCUCUUGUAGUUCUUAUGGAACCUUUUUGAAGGAAAUAAAACAUGAUAUCAGCCUUUUACUAAGACACAAUGAAUCAUUCACCCAAAAAUGAUUCAUGGCCCUAGGGUUUUCGAAGGAUACCAAGACAAUUCUUUAUUGUAACUUGAGUACAAAAAUUAUGGUA
Medicago truncatula (barrel medic) is the source of this 2351-nucleotide messenger RNA. RefSeq names its product IQ domain-containing protein IQM1. The record is from RefSeq and is a predicted model, not a curated record. NCBI's taxonomy places the organism in Eukaryota, Viridiplantae, Streptophyta, Magnoliopsida, Fabales, Fabaceae. The transcript has 9 exons. Bases 265 to 1791 code for a protein of 508 amino acids.